CCGAAGCUGCUCGCGGCUCGUAUUGGAGGCGGCAGGUGACAGCAGUAAACAAACAGCUAGCAAGAAGCUCUCUAAACAGUCCAAAGUGAAGCUCCAAAUGGUGAUGCUGGGCGGUAAAGCGCUGGCCCACUGUGCCCUGGUUCUGCUCAGUCUGUGGCUGUGCAUCCACUCAGUGCCCAUCAGUGUGGACAAGAGCAAAGAGAAGCCCCAACAGGAAGACCUGAAAGCCCCAGAAAGUGCUGACACCGGACUGCAUUAUGACCGCUACCUCAGGGAAGUCAUCGAGUACCUGGAGAAAGACCCUCACUUCAGGGAAAAGUUAAAGAACACCAACAUGGACGACAUCAGGCAAGGCAAACUGUCCAAAGAGCUGGACUUUGUCCACCACAGCCUGCGCACCAAGCUGGACGAGCUGAAGAGGGAGGAGAUGACCAGGCUGAGGAUGCUCAUCAAAGCCAAACACGACAUGGCGGCAGGAGACGGCUGGAAAGUGGACCACCAGGCUCUGCUGAAACAGUUUGAGCACCUCAACCACGACAACCCGCACUCGUUUGAGAGCGAGGACCUGGGCCGCCUCAUCCAAUCGGCCACACAGGACCUGGAGAACUAUGACAAGGAACGCCACGACGAGUUCAAGCGCUACGAGAUGUUGAAGGAGCACGAGAGGAGGGAGAAGCUGAAGAGCAUGACGGAGGAGGAGCGGAAGAAGGAAGAGCAGCACCACCAGGACAUGAAGAAGAAACACGCCGACCACGACAAAAUCAACCAUCCUGGAAGUGAGGACCAGCUAAAGGAGGUGUGGCAGGAGUCUGACGGUUUGGAUCCGGACGACUUUGACCCAAAGACCUUCUUCAAAAUCCACGACAGCAAUGGUGACGGUUUCUUUGACGAGAACGAGCUGGAGGCCCUCUUUGCUAAAGAGCUGGAUAAGGUCUACAACCCCAAGAAUGAAGAAGACGACAUGGUCGAGAUGGAGGAGGAGAGACUGCGGAUGAGAGAGCAUGUGAUGAACGAGGUGGACACCAACAAGGACAGACUGGUGUCGCUAAGUGAGUUCCUGGCCGCCACAAAUAAAGAAGAGUUCCACCAAAAGGAAGAGUGGGAGACCUUGGAGCACAACUCCCUGUUCACAGAGGAGGAGCUGACAGCGUACGAGCAGCAGCUGGCCAACGAGGAGAAGAUGAUCAUAGACAAGGCGGCUGACCUGCAGAAGCAGAGGGAGGAGCUCCAAAAGAAGCAGGAAGAACUAAACGCUCAGAAGCACGAUCUUCAGCAGGCCGUGGAUGAUCUGCAGAGGAGGAAAGUCCUGGGCUUAAAGUCCGAGGACACAGCGGAGUCUGUAGUCGCUGGAGGCGGACCGGCGCUAACCAUCCAGCAACAAGACCCACCUGUGCCUGGACAGUCUUAACGGGCCCAGCUGGCAGGGAGUGUGCAUGUGUUUGUCUCGACUGCAAUGUUUCCUCCUUUUCCUGUAUUUCCCUUCUCUUAACACCACUGGUUUAAGACAGGCCGACAUGAGCCAAUACUGCAGGGGUGUCCAAAGGUAUUAUUGGCAAUAUUCUACACACAAAAUGAAACAUGGUGGAGGAGGAUUAGGGCCGCAUUGGGGGGAAAAAAAAGGUGACAAAGUUAUCAAAAUAAUCAUACUUCAUUGGUGUCUUACACUGGAGUGGUUUAAGUGUCUUCAGUAGAAAUUAAAAUAUAUAUUAUAUAUACAUAGGUAUACAUAUUUAUGUCUUAUAUAUGUAAUAAAUAUAUUUAAUAUAUAUCGUGGUUGUAAUGUGAGAAAAUAUGGAAAACUUUAAGGGGGUAAAUACUUUAACAAGAUUUAUAUAUGUUACAUAUGAUAUAUAUAAAAUUGUGUGUGUAUAUAUAUAU
This is a messenger RNA of Nerophis lumbriciformis (worm pipefish), 1878 nucleotides long. RefSeq names its product nucleobindin-2-like. The record is from RefSeq and is a predicted model, not a curated record. Gene Ontology annotation, cellular component: extracellular exosome; endoplasmic reticulum-Golgi intermediate compartment. NCBI's taxonomy places the organism in Eukaryota, Metazoa, Chordata, Actinopteri, Syngnathiformes, Syngnathidae. Gene Ontology annotation, molecular function: calcium ion binding.